UCCAUGGCAACAUUCGUUAAAGAGGACCUUCACCUAAAACCUGGCGUGCCUGCGUGAAGCACUUUCAGGAAUGAUGAGACUGAUCUUGUUCAUGAGGGUUGGCUGAACAGCAGGGAUGCCCAUGAACUCUGAAAUCCCUCAUUUUCUUGCGACAGACAGUCCAAAGAAGAGAAAAUUUAAUUAUAAGAACAGCUUAUCUGCUUUUUUUCCCCAACAUACUUAAAGAAACCCAGGAACGUGACUCUUUGCAGCAGCCUUGGGAUCAUUCCAUUUAUUUUCUUGGAGGCAACAAAGGUACAAGAGCAAAGGCUUCAAAUGGUUUAUUCUUGCAUUGUCCACAAGAAACCUGGAGUGUCACAUUGCUGUAGAAGAAUAGCUCUUCUUUCUUCUUUAAUUCUGUUCGCUUCCUAGGAGCUGGUCCUGUAUUUUCAGUAUUUCUAAUAGUGGAGGGAGAGUUAAUUGCAAGAGGUGUCCUUCAUUGUUCCGCAAAGCAUGAAGAAGAAGAUCUCAUCAUGAUCCUUUUUACUCAGAGGACCUGUCUAUAUAACCCAGAGCCUCAUUUUCUUGGAAUGAGGAUUCAUUCCUGAAAAUAUCUAAGUGUUUAGAAAGAAGUCAUGUGAGCUUCUGAGCUGCAGGGACAGAGACAGAGGAGAACGUGUGCAUCAGUGCAGAGUGCUACUGGAGCCCCGGCAGAGCGGGAGGGAGGCAGAGGGAGCCUGAGAGAGAAAAGGCGAAGUGGUGGGAGCCGGAACAGCAGCAAUUGCUGCUGCUACACGUUUCAGCUCAUGCCCGACAACCGGCUCUGCUGCCAGCACGCCUCUCCGAGGGCACAGGUGCCUCAGGUUCAAAAGUCCUAGAAGGGCGGUAGUACUUUCAGGAGCCAAGCACAGCUGCUUUAUUCUUUUCUUAUCUUUUCCUGCAAAGAACAUCUGUUUGAGGACUCCGCUCCUUUUUCUGGACUGAAAGAGCACAGUUGCCUCCUGCUGUCUGCACUUUCCUCCUGAUCUCCCUCUAGCCUGUGGGGACUGUACCCCUAUGGAUGCCCCUGUACAGAUUUUCCGUGAAGAGCUGGACUCCACCUGCUCCCCAGGGCCCUGUCGACCCCCCAGCACCAGCAGCAGCUGGCUCCUCGGCUGGGCAGACUACGACAGCAAUGCUACUGGGUCCCUUGGGGAUGGCCAGCACAACCACACCAGCAUCUCCCCCGCCAUUCCCAUCAUCAUCACUGCUGUCUACUCAGUGGUCUUCGUUGUCGGCUUGGUGGGAAACUCCCUGGUCAUGUUUGUCAUCAUAAGGUACACAAAGAUGAAGACAGCAACCAACAUCUACAUUUUCAACCUGGCUAUGGCAGAUGCUCUAGUUACCACAACUAUGCCUUUCCAAAGCACCGAGUACCUGAUGAACUCCUGGCCCUUUGGUGAUGUGCUGUGUAAAAUAGUAAUUUCUAUUGACUAUUAUAACAUGUUUACCAGCAUAUUCACACUGACCAUGAUGAGUGUUGAUCGAUACAUUGCCGUGUGUCACCCUGUGAAGGCUCUGGACUUCCGUACACCUCUCAAAGCAAAGAUAAUCAACAUCUGUAUCUGGCUCUUGUCCUCAUCUGUUGGUAUAUCUGCAAUAGUUCUUGGGGGUACCAAAGUCAGAGAAGAUACUGCUAGCACAGAAUGCUCCUUGCAAUUUCCAGACAAAGAUUACGUGUGGUGGGACAUCUUCAUGAAAAUCUGUGUCUUUGUCUUUGCCUUUGUUAUUCCAGUUCUCAUUAUAAUUGUUUGCUAUACUCUGAUGAUUCUGCGCCUUAAAAGCGUACGACUCCUCUCUGGGUCUCGAGAAAAAGAUCGGAACCUGCGUCGCAUCACCAGGUUGGUUCUUGUGGUUGUGGCAGUUUUCAUUAUCUGUUGGACUCCUAUUCAUAUUUUCGUACUGGUUGAAGCACUAGGGGACGUGUCCCAUAGUACUGCUGCUAUAUCCAGCUAUUACUUCUGUAUUGCUUUGGGUUACACCAACAGCAGCCUCAAUCCAAUCCUUUACGCGUUUUUGGAUGAAAACUUCAAGAGAUGUUUCAAGGACUUCUGCUUCCCCCUUAAGAUGAAGAUGGACAGGCAGAGCACCAGCAGAGUUAGAAACACGGUGCAGGACCCAGCUUAUAUGAGGGAAGCGUGUGGAACAAACAAACCUGUAUGACUAGUCGUGGAAAUGUCUUCUUACUGUCCUCAAGAGAGAGAGGAGUCCAACGACCUAGGACUGACGCAGAUUACCACUGCAGUUUGAAUUCAACUCAUCCAGACAGACAUUUCUGGAAUAUUUCAGAGAUCCUACUAGUUUGAACUAAAGAAAGUUUAUUAUUGACAAACAAGGAACUCACAAAAAUAAGCUCAAGUGAAAAGUGCCUGGCUGAUGGACUGAGGGUCAGGUUUUGGCACCAGGUUUGCUGUACCUGAGCCAGUACUAAAACACAUUUUUGUGGAGAGAAGGGAUAGUUGUACCAGCUGAUUCUGGAUUAAAAAAGUUCUGGCUCUUCUCUUUACGAUGCGUAACUUUACACUGAGCAACAUUUAGUCAUAAAACUGAGUUAUGCUAGAAACUUCUGCCACAACAGUGAUUGAUUCUAAAGUAUGUAGUUUGACAACUUGAUUUGUCUGCUCUUUUGCAGUCACGAGUGUUUAGGUUUCUGCUGAACAAUACCAGAGCUAUAAUCAAUAUUGGUCUCAGCUAAUAUGUCUCUAACCUUUGUCUGUGCUGUGGAAAUCCAAUUUAAGCAUGAUCUACCUACACACCAAAGUGAUUUUAUUGUGUCUGUGUAUGGUAAAGAAUUUUGGCAUUUAAAAAUAUUGGGAUUUAAGGAGAAUUGUUAGCAUGUGUUUAAUCACCUGUGUGUAAUAUUUUCUGUGUGUGCUUUUCCAAGGUGAUUGUUUCUUUAUUGAGUCUGAAUAAUAUAAUAUGCACUUUCAGAAUGUAUUUCAAACAAGAGGCCAGAAAACUUCAAAUGUUUCACUUCUUACAAAACUGAUGAAAAGCUGCGAUACGUUUACUACGUGGAAGAAACACUCUCAUUCCAUUUUCAGUAAAGGGGACAAACGGACAUACUUAAAAAUAGUGAUGUAACUUGUUUUCCUGGGUAAUUUGUGAGCAGACUGAAAUAAACAUAAAUUAGAAACUAGUGAAGUAGUACAUGAACUAACUGGGUUGAUACAAAGGAAAUUAAAUAUGACUAAACGCUUUAAUGGCAUUUGACUGAAAAUUUCCCAUUUUAUUGAUGCUGAUACUUUUCUUUGAUACAGUUCUGUGAAUUCAGUUUUUGUCUCUGUUUUCCUGUGAUGAUGGAGAUGUCAAAGCAUGGCUACAUAAGUUACUAGCUUGCUGAAGGUAAGAUUAUGUUAAAAUUGAGCCUAACUAUCGGUCUGUAGUCCUUUUUCUUCUUGCUAUUAUAUAUUAUUACUCCUGUUUCUCCUGUUGCUGAAGUUUGGAGGAAUGCUGUCAUUAUCUUCAAUGAAAGCAGAUCUGGUCACCAGACAUCAUCCUGUCAACUUUGUUCUUUAUACAAAAUAACGAACAAGGCGAGUGCCUUCAUUGCAUGGCAAAUUUUCUCAGAAACACAAUCUGAUUUGGUUCUAUUAGACAGAAAAUACUUUAUGCACACCAGUAUAAAUCAUGAGAUUUUUUUUCUUCUAUUCGGCAGCUCAGUUCCUGUGGAAGUGCUGUAGAAAUUCAACCUUCUGCAGAACAGUCACAUAUUUUAUUGUUAAUAUAGUCAUGUGUGCCAAAUAUUUUUGGUAUCAGAUUGAUAAAUGCAGUGCUCCUACAUUCAUCUUGCAGUACCAAACCAAUGCUGAACAGUUAGUGGUGUUCAGAGACUUCCAGUGGUGCUGCUUCUUGGAGCAGAGCUGUGAGAUUCAGACUGUGGAAUGUGGUACUUUAGAACUAACCCCUCUAAUGUAGUCAUCUUUGUUAUUGAAAUAUUCAAGAUAACCCUUU
Molecule: messenger RNA, 3972 nt
Organism: Myiozetetes cayanensis
Lineage: Eukaryota; Metazoa; Chordata; Aves; Passeriformes; Tyrannidae
Gene: OPRK1
Product: opioid receptor kappa 1
Exons: 5
Coding region: 1036-2181 (381 amino acids)
Biological process (GO): G protein-coupled opioid receptor signaling pathway; sensory perception of pain; neuropeptide signaling pathway
Cellular component (GO): neuron projection; membrane
Molecular function (GO): dynorphin receptor activity; neuropeptide binding
Source: RefSeq, a predicted model, not a curated record